AGUCACAAUUGUGGAGCUCAACUAAAGAACAGCAAAGCCUCCACCUUUCACUUCCUCCUGAUCAUUGAUCAGUUCAUCACCAAUCACCAUGUCCAAGAAGAUCGUGCUCAAGGUGGAUAUCACCGCCGAGCGGUGCAAGGCCGGCGCCAUGAGCGUCGUCGCCAAGCUCCCAGGUAUCAAAUCGAUGGCGGUGGACGGCGAGAAGGGGACGCUGACCGUGGUGGGGGACGUGGACGUGGUCUGCCUUGCGAGCGCGCUGCGGAAGGCCAAGUUCACGGCGCUCGUCGUCAGCGUCGGGCCUGAGGUGGUGGAGAAGAAGCCCGAGCCGCCGAAGAAGCCUGAAACGCCCAAGCCGGUGCCGCCCUGCUGCUGCUCCGGCCCCGGCCCUGGCAAUGCAUGUUGCUGUCCCCGGCCGAUGCCGCCGUACCCUGGCGCGGCCAUCGUGUGCUACGAGGAGCAGCCCGACGGCCAUUGCAUCAUCCUGUGAUUUUGCAAGCUACUAGCGAACUUUCGUGUUCACUUCUUAUUUUUCUGAACUUCUUUGUAUUCACUUUUUGUCGGUUAUUUUUAUGAAGCUUAUCAUAAAUUAUGAUCAUAUUUGGCACUGGAUUUCCCUUGGUUUCUCUAGGGUGUGAUGCGCUUGUACAUUUGAUCUCAAAAAAUUUGGACGCGGCUAGCUAGCAUGUUUCCAAGCUAGUCUUCCUCGACACACACACACCUAAGAGCAACUCAACAACUUAGGCAGCGUAACAAACAUAGUUUUAGGACAUCGAACACGAGCACGGAGGCUCAGGCCACGCCGACGCGGAGACACGAGAGUUUUAAAACGGGC
Messenger RNA from Aegilops tauschii subsp. strangulata, 832 nucleotides. RefSeq names its product heavy metal-associated isoprenylated plant protein 2-like. The record is from RefSeq and is a predicted model, not a curated record. Lineage: Eukaryota; Viridiplantae; Streptophyta; Magnoliopsida; Poales; Poaceae. Gene Ontology annotation, molecular function: metal ion binding.